UUUUCAUCACCUGACCCCUAUAUACAUAUUUCUGGGUCCUAGCUGAACCUUGUUUGGCUUGCAAAAGGGAAAUUAUAAACUCAUAUGCGAUGUUCCAAUGUGGUCAUACUUUUCAUAUUAGUUGUUGCAAUGCAUCUUCAGUCCGCAAAGAACGAUGUCCAGAGUGCCAAAGCAAUGUUAUCGAUCAGCUUGAACGACUCAGUUGGAAAAAUAUGAGUAGAGAAGAAAGAUUGUUAGCUUUUAUACAUGAAGUGUCAACUGAAGUGAUGGAAAUUGAUAGCAAUUCAUCAGAAGUAAUCCCUCAGGACCAGCUCUCAGUGAUUCUACGAAAAUUAUCUCGAAGAGUCGGCAAGGCCGAUUCCAAUGCCAUCUAUUGCUAUUACGAAUUUGGCUUAGCACUAACCCUUCGUCUCAAUGAAUUAAUAGGAAAAGGGAAGAAGAGAGCACAACAUGCAUUAAAUAAGGAAGUUCAGGAUUAUUUCCCACUUGGUACUUCUUUAGCCGUGGCAAAGGAUAAAAUUAAAAAGGCUAGAAAAAUGGUUAAACUUUUUAGUGAUGAUCCAUCAAGAAUUCAAUUUGUUCGUUCAUUUUCUGUAGACCAGCUCUCGACUUUUAAUGAAGACGAUGUCAACUUUAUAAAAUCAAAAUUACCAAAGCCUGGGACGCCAUGAAUAUGCGAAAUACCUCGAGUGUUUUAUUAUGUCUUUUUAUGUCUUUUUAUGUCUUUAUAUCUUUAUGUUGUACGUAUAACUAUAUGUCAUAUAUCCCUUCAAUAGAAGCUCUUAGCAUCGUGAUUUUAUAUUUAUUAUAAAACCAUACUAGAUAAAUUUGUAGAUAUGUCAUUCUUCCAUUCAGUAGUCUUUUUUAGUCUGUGUGAUCUUUUUUUUUCUCAUAAUUGAUAAAUAGGAACAUAAUAGAUAAAUUUGUAGCGAAUGAAGGGAUAACAAAACUUAUAUGUC
Rhizophagus irregularis DAOM 181602=DAOM 197198 is the source of this 959-nucleotide messenger RNA. RefSeq lists its product as uncharacterized. The record is from RefSeq and is a predicted model, not a curated record. Lineage: Eukaryota; Fungi; Glomeromycota; Glomeromycetes; Glomerales; Glomeraceae.